CUGCAGCCGCCGGGAAUAUGCUGUACGUCAAGGUCAUGACCGACGACCAGCUCCAAACCCUCCGCAAGCAGAUCGCCGUCUACGCCACCAUCUGCGAGCAGCUCGUCGAUAUGCACAAAACCCUCUCCGCCCAUCAAGAUCUCGCCGCAGGAGGGAGGCUGGGGAGCUUGUACUGCGACCCAUUAAUGGGCGGAGUGGGAGGCCACAAGAUGAGCGCCCGCCAGCGCUGG
Linum tenue is the source of this 230-nucleotide messenger RNA. NCBI's taxonomy places the organism in Eukaryota, Viridiplantae, Streptophyta, Magnoliopsida, Malpighiales, Linaceae. The record is from the annotation of a GenBank genome assembly.